UUGAAGGAGACGGAAACACAUGAACCGGGAAACACUCGUGGACCCAGCGGCUCCAGAGGCUUCACCUACCCGGCUCCAGGCUCCUCUUCCCCGGGUUCGACCGGCUCCUCGACCCGGCUCCAGAGGCUUCACCUACCCGGCUCCAGGCUCCUUGUCCCCGGGCUCUAUCGGUUAUUCUAUCCGGGCUCCAGUUGCUCUUCUCCCCGGACUACAGCUGCUCUCUCCCCGGGCUCCAGGCUUCUCCUCCCCGGGCUCCAGCUGUUCCUCUUCCCCGGGCAGCAGCUCCUUUUCCCCGGGCUCUACCUGCUCCUCGACCCGGGCUCCAGGCUUCUCCUCCCCGGGCUCCAGGCUUCUUCUCCCCGGGCUCCAGGCUUCUCUCUCCCGGUAGCAUGAUGGCGGUGCUGGGCAGCGCCGGUCGCUUCCUCCACGUUGUCAGGAGCAGCGUCGGUCUGAGUGUGAGGAGACGCUCCACCGCUGCUGCGUUAGCACAGACUGCAUCUCCAGAGACAGUGGAGAACAGGAAACCGAAGACGGGCAUCCUGAUGCUGAACAUGGGAGGACCCGAGAAACUGGAGGACGUUCACGACUUCCUGCUGCGACUCUUCUUGGACACAGACCUGAUGAAACUCCCUGUGCAGAGCACUCUCGGUCCGCUCAUCGCCAAGCGCCGCACGCCAAAGAUCCAGGAGCAGUACAGUAAGAUCGGAGGAGGCUCGCCCAUCAAACGCUGGACCUCCAUGCAGGGGGAGGGGAUGGUGAAGCUGCUGGACGAGAUGAGCCCCGAGUCGGCUCCUCACAAGUUCUACAUCGGGUUCCGCUACGUGCACCCGCUGACGGAGGAGGCCAUCGAGGAGAUGGAGAAGGACGGAGUGGAGAGAGCAGUGGCCUUCACACAGUAUCCUCAGUACAGCUGCUCCACCACAGGAAGCAGUCUGAACGCCAUCUACCGUUACUAUAGCAACAGAGGGGACAGUCCUAAGAUGCGCUGGAGUGUCAUCGACCGUUGGCCCACACACCCACUGCUGGUGGAGUGUUUUGCAGAACACGUCAGUAACGAGCUGCUGAAGUUUCCAGAGGAGAAGAGAGACGACGUGGUGAUUCUGUUCUCGGCUCACUCGCUGCCCAUGGCUGUGGUAAACAGAGGUGACCCGUAUCCUCAGGAAGUGGGAGCCACAGUCCAGAGAGUCAUGGAGAGACUGGGACACUGUAACCCGUACAGACUGGUGUGGCAGUCCAGAGUGGGACCGAUGGCGUGGCUCGGCCCUCAGACCGACGACGUGAUCAAAGGUCUGUGUGAACGAGGGAAGAAGAACAUCCUGCUGGUUCCCAUCGCCUUCACGUCCGACCACAUCGAGACGCUACACGAGCUGGACAUCGAGUACGGACAGGUGCUGGGGGAGGAGUGCGGUGUGGAGAACAUCAGGAGAGCCGAGUCGUUGAACGGGAAUCCUAUUUUCAUGAGGGCGCUGGCCGACCUGGUCCAGUCUCACCUGAAGUCCAACGAGCCGUGUUCCCGUCAGCUGACCCUCCGCUGCCCGCUGUGCGUCAACCCGACGUGUGGAGAGACCAAGGCCUUCUUCGCCAGCCAGAAACUCUCAUAGAAACACACACACACACACACAGACACACACACUGACGUGCAGCAGGGACACCUGUGAAGAAACAUCAGGCCUUCGACAAACGGAGCUUCUCACGCUGUCUCUGCAGCAGGAGGCCGUGGGAAAAUGUGAAGAACAGAACAAAUAGUUUCUGCAAAUAAAUCGAGACUUUUGUUUUGUUGCAGCUGCUGCAGGUCGGACGAGAGCAGCCGUUGGUUCUUCUCUCAAUAGUUUAACAGAUUCAAGCAACUGAAUUUAUGUUAUUUCUUCCUAUUUUGAGUCAAGAGUUUGCUCUUUUAGUUUUAGCGCAGGACGUCUUGAUUGCACGGUCAGAUUUGGUAACGCUGUCACUCAAAACCCUGCGCUCACACUCAAUUCGCCCCUUUUGUUCUUAGAGAAGCUCAAACUCUGCACUUAAAUAUUUUGUUGUUGCUUCAGCUUCAGCUUCAGCUCUUCUCCUUGAGCUCUUCUAAUCUCCUCGUCCCCAACCGAUGAAAUCUCCGUUGUAGUGAUGACAAACUAAUUGUCCCGCCCUUGUUGUCGGUGCGUUAGCUUCCCGUCAAUGGGGGGAAAAUGUGGAAAAGAGAAGAGCUGAAGAUGGAGGAAAUCGAUCCAUGUAAAUGAGUGUAAGCGCAGGGAUUUGAGUGAAAGCAUUAAUAAGUCCUGUUCUCAAACUGAAAGAACACGCUCUUGAAUAAAGAAACGUGUAAAUCAGUAAAGCUCUUUAAAUUGAAAUGGCACUAAUUUGCAGAAACUAUUAGCCGAGCGUUAGCGACGAACUGACGCUCUGCAGAAACUGUUCAUGUCACAUCUCAGCUACAUGUAAACAAGCUUUGCACUAUUUCUUUUUUUUUUUUUACAACGUUUCUUUGCUAACAUUCCGUUCGCCCAGCCCCUGCAAAGCUCCAUCAGAGACCCUGUUGCACUUCCCUCUGGUGCUAAAUCAAUAACAGUCGAUCGCGACGAUGACGCCGCUGCCGCACAUGGGAUCUGGUUGGUCGGCUGUUCCUCUUCCUCGCCAUCUCAGCUUCACGUCACCGGCCCUCGUGCUACUAACCCCGCCCAUACUGCUGAAAUCCUUGCAAUGUGAUUGGUGGAGGUGGUUGGUUCUCGACUGCCUAUGCCUGAUUGGUGAGUUUAAGAGCGAGAAAAAGAGCGAUGAGACCUGAACUGUGGCGCGACUUAAAAGAAUUCAUG
Molecule: messenger RNA, 2795 nt
Organism: Limanda limanda (common dab)
Lineage: Eukaryota; Metazoa; Chordata; Actinopteri; Pleuronectiformes; Pleuronectidae
Gene: fech
Product: ferrochelatase
Exons: 11
Coding region: 390-1601 (403 amino acids)
Biological process (GO): heme biosynthetic process
Molecular function (GO): protoporphyrin ferrochelatase activity
Source: RefSeq, a predicted model, not a curated record